Messenger RNA from Amphibalanus amphitrite, 3947 nucleotides. Its product is annotated as probable 2-oxoglutarate dehydrogenase E1 component DHKTD1, mitochondrial. Gene Ontology annotation, biological process: tricarboxylic acid cycle. Gene Ontology annotation, molecular function: thiamine pyrophosphate binding; oxoglutarate dehydrogenase (succinyl-transferring) activity. The record is from RefSeq and is a predicted model, not a curated record. Lineage: Eukaryota; Metazoa; Arthropoda; Thecostraca; Balanomorpha; Balanidae. The coding region runs from base 279 to 3071 and encodes 930 amino acids. The transcript has 20 exons.
GUCACUAAAGUACUUUUAAGGAUAUUUACUUUUCGUUUUUGAUGCUUUUUGCUUACAAAAUGUUUGAUAAAGUCUUAUAAAACCAUCGUUUGUCGGUAAAUUUUUGUCAAUUUUCCACGACUCAUUACUUUGAAAAAUUACCUAAAAUACAUCCACGCUAGGAUUUAGGCAUCCACGCUAGAUUAUGGACACUUCACUAUGGCGAAUAGAAAGCGACCAGGGGCGAUAGUCGCAUUUGCCUCAUGUUCGGCGGAAAUCGUUGAGUUCUAGUUGCAGUGAUGCACCACAUAUGGAAGACUGCUGGCUGCAGCAGCAGGCUGGGCCGCUUCCAGCAGGUGGUGUGGUCCCAGCAGCUGACACAGCCCCAGCAGCAGCGGCACUACCAUGCCGAAGAGCGGGGGGUCUAUGGCUACAAGCCAUCCCCACCGAACUCGUACCAAGUGUGUGAGGAGGCGUUGGCAUCGCGCGCCCGUCAGGCAGCCAUCUUCCGUUUGGUGGAGGCUUACCGCACCCAUGCACACAAGGUGGCCACCUUCAACCCGCUCGCUGGUCGGGAGGUCAGGGAGCUGCCGGAACUGGAGCCGGCCCGGUACGGCCUGUCCGACGGUGACCCCGUGUCGCCCGAGGGCCUGGUCUCGGCGCCAGGGGUCAGCACGGUCGGACAGCUGGUGGAGCACCUGAAGACGGCCUACUGCGGCCGGCUGUCGGCACAGUUCACACACUGCGCGACUGCCGAGGAGCAGGAGUGGCUGGCCGAGCGGCUGGAGACGGUCGUCUCCGAGUCGCUCUCCAGCGCCGAGCGGCUGAGGAUCGGCGAGCAGCUCAUCCACUCCCAGGUGCUCGACAAGUUCCUCUCAGUGAAGUUCGCCACGGUGAAGCGGUACGGUGGCGAGGGAGCGGAGGCUACAUCGGCCUUCCUCGGACAGCUGCUGGCGCUGGCCGCUGCAGCCGGUCUGCGCGAGGUGGUGAUGGCGAUGGCCCACCGCGGCCGUCUGAACCUGCUCACCGGCCUGCUGCAGUACCCGCCCGUCCAGAUGUUCCAGAAGAUGCGCGGAAUGCGCGAGUUUCCAGACGACGUGAAGGGCAUCGGUGACGUGCUGUCACAUCUCAAUAGUAACGUGGAUCUUGAGUUUGACGGACACAAGAUACACGCGGUGCUGCUAUCGAAUCCUUCUCAUCUUGAGGCUGUGAACCCUGUGGCGAUGGGUCGCGUCAGGGCCCGGGAGCAGACUGCCGGCUAUGGCGACUACUCCAGCCCGACCAGCCGCUCCGAGCCUGGUGACCACGGACUCUGCGUGCAGAUUCACGGCGACGCGGCGCUCUCGGCUCAGGGCAUAAUCCAGGAGAGUCUGGCCAUCUCCAACCUGCCACACUCGCGUGUCGGCGGCUCUAUCCACCUGGCCAUCAAUAACCAGGUGGGCUACACGACGCCUGAGGCGCGCGGCAGAUCGUCCAGCUACUGUACCGAUGUGGCCAAACUGGUGGACGCGCCCGUCAUACGCGCCAACGGAGACUUUCCCGAGGACGUGGUGCGCGCCUGCCGCGUGGCCUUCGAGUACCGGCAGCGGUUCCGUCGUGACGUGUUCGUGGACCUGGUCUGCUUCCGUCGGUGGGGACACAACGAGCUGGACGACCCGACACUGACCAAUCCGUCCAUGUACCGCAACAUCAACACCAGGGUGAGCGUGCCGGACCGGUUCGUUGACGCCCUGCUCGAGGACGACCUGCUCACCAUGAAGGACGUGGAGCGCAUCCAGGACCAGCGCUACUCGUGGCUCAACCAGCAGCUCGCGCAGGUCGACUCGCACGUGCCUAAGGCGAACCACUUGGAGGGCGGCUGGCGCGGCAUGCAGCAGGCGCCCUCUGCCGUCACCACCUGGGACACGGGCGUCGACCCACAGCUGCUCAAAUACAUCGGCGGACGCAGCGUCGAGUGGCCCUCAAACUUUAACAUCCACCCGAACCUGCAGAAGAUGUUUGUGAAGCAGCGGCGGGACCGCCUGCGGGCCGGCGAGGGGCUGGACUGGGCCACCUGCGAGACGCUGGCGUUCGGCUCCCUCCUGCACGAAGGCACCCACGUGCGGCUGUGCGGCCAAGACGUGGGCCGCGGCACGUUCUCUCAGCGGCACGUGAUGCUCGUGGAUCAGACUACGGAUCACGUGCACGUGCCGCUGAACAGUCUGACGGACGAGCAGACCGGCUUUAUUGAGGUGGCCAACAGCGCUCUGACGGAGGAGGCCAUGCUGGCAUUCGAGUACGGCGUCAGCAUCGAGUCGCCGAACCGGCUGUGCAUCUGGGAGGCACAGUUCGGCGACUUCUUCAACGGCGCCCAGAUCCCGAUCGACACCAUGUUCGCCUCCGGAGAGGCCAAGUGGCUCUACCAGUCGGCUCUGACCAUGAUUCUACCGCACGGGAUCGACGGCACAGGACCGGAGCACUCGAGCUGCCGCAUGGAGCGCUUCCUGCAGCUCACAGACUCCAAGGAGGAUGCCGUCGAUGGUGACGACGUGAACCUGCACAUUGUCAACCCGACCACCCCGGCGCAGAACUUCCACGCGCUGCGCCGGCAGAUGGUGCGCAACUUCCGCAAACCGCUGCUGAUCGUGGGGCCCAAGAUGCUACUGCGGCACCCGCAGGCCACCAGCUCUCUGGCUGACAUGGCGCCAGGCACUCACUGGCUGCCCGUCAUAGAUGACCCGGCGGCCAGCGCGGAACAGGUGCGGACGGUGCUCUUCUGCUCGGGCAAGCACUACUACGCGCUGGCUGCCGAGCGGGCGGCGGCCAAGCGGUCUGAUGUGGCUAUCGUACGGCUGGAGCAGCUGACACCAUUCCCGACUCUGCAGCUGAACGAGAUCAGGGAGAAAUACAGCAAGGCGACCAAGUUUAUUUGGAGCCAGGAGGAGCACAGGAACCAGGGAGCGUGGACCUUUGUUCAGCCGCGAUUCUACAACCUGUGUGCCACCAAGCUCCAGUACUGCGGUCGGGAGGUGCUCGGCGCGCCGGCCACCGGCACCGGUCGCGACCAUCAGCGGGAGGCCAAACACGUCGUCCAAGCACCGUUCAACAUGUGAACCCGCCACCACCUAGCACGCGAAAAGUGAGCAGAAAGCGCCGCAAAGGCUGCCUCGAGCAGCCUCACCGGUUGUAGAGCUUGUCUGUCGGCUAGUGACCUUUCCUCUCGCUCGCUCGCUCGCUCGCUUAGACCGAAUUCUGUAGUUACACUCGAUCUAGGGGUAUUGGUAGUCACGUCUCAAAUCUCUGUUUCUGGGUUAGACCUUCUGACUCUUCUGCUUUGUUGUGUUAUGCCGCUGAGUCAGUGGCCACGUCAGUGACCCAGGAGAUGAGUCUCAUCGGGAGUCAUCACCCUUUCUUGGCGAUGACUCGUGGUCGAAACUAUGACGAAGCUUCUCCAUAUGAUGUUAGUAUCCCCAUCCCUUUUCUCAAGACAGUUAUGUGUGUGCUAAUAAUGUGGCAAUACCGCGUAAGCGGCUGGUUAUUGUGGAUCUGUUUAUGUCGAACGUCUUCCCUUUGCGGGUUUAUCCGCAGAGUUAUGAUGGUUGGGCUCAGGGGUAGGACAACGAUGUAGCUAAGCUCGGGCGUCAGGGUAACUGCGCUGUAACCUGUGCCUUAAGGUGCCAAGUGUUUUGAGAGGUUUGUGAUGAUUAUGGUGGUUACGUGAGAUGUAAAAUAUCCACACCGAGCCCCGUUUACUGCCAUGCGGGGUGUGGACUGUUUGAACUGUCUGUCUGUCCGGAAGCUGUUACGCCGGCCGACGGUAUCGACUUCGAUCCGGUAGUCUCUCAGACAACGGGUAGUGUGAUACGUAUAACGGGGUGUAUUGGGUGCAUGGCUCGACAUAUGACUAGUUUUACAUGACUGUGACGGGGCCGGGCCGAGCACCCGACCCCGCCCGAUGCACAGAGACGCUCAAUACACGAUCAAUGUCA